AUGGCUUUGCGUCAAAUCACCUCGAUGCUGGCGAUGUGCCGACUCAGUGCAAAGGCGCCGCUUCUUCAAAGCCUCAUACCCAGAAAACUGCAUAUGCCUCCAGCCAUACCACAGCAGAUCAUGCACCAGCACAAAUACGAGCCUUACGCGACGCCCCCGCACCAUAGCAGUCCCGAGCACGAACGACUGCUUAAAGAGGAACUCGUCAAUUACCCGCCCUUUCGCAAUCGACGCAUUCGACACGGCUUUCAAGACGCCAUAAUGGUUCGCGACUAUAAAAGACGGAUGGUCGCCGCCCACUUCGCACCUCUCCGAGUGCGUCUGAAUGCGAUCCGGAAAAACACCCUUCUUCCCAAAGAUAUACGGGACACCGCCUCCGUCCAAAUCCACUCCCUCCCCCGUGACAGCUGUUUCACUCGAAUAAUGACACGUUGUGUGGUCACUUCGAGGCGCCGGGGCUGCAAAACCCGCUGGCGAGUGUCGCGCAUUAUCUUCCGCAACUACGCCGACUACAACCGCAUGUCCGGCGCCGAGUGGGCCGUCUGGUGCCACCAGACCCAAUGCACCCGGCGGCACAUGGCCUGGCCGCCGCCCGCUUCUGCAGCCAGCACGAAGGACUACGUGGAAAAGUAUCACAAGUACCUCGCCGACUAG
Mesocestoides corti is the source of this 654-nucleotide messenger RNA. The record is from the annotation of a GenBank genome assembly. NCBI's taxonomy places the organism in Eukaryota, Metazoa, Platyhelminthes, Cestoda, Cyclophyllidea, Mesocestoididae.